AUCCUAAUGGAGGCUUUUAUUAUCUGUUCAAAAAUGGGGUGGUGGGAAUUCCUCUCUCAUGCACUUAUGUUACCUGUGAACAACUCAUUUGCUCUGAAUUCUCGGGAUUUUAUUAGCGGUCUGCCAUAUUUUUAGUGCCCUUUUUACUGACUCUUGUGUUGCCUCCUCUAGGGGUCUAUAGAAAGUCCAUGCAGUAGUCUGUCCUAGUUCUCAUUUGGGUUGUUCAAAAAUGUGCUCAACCUCUGGCAGUAUUCAUGUUAUUAACUUUAUACAGAAGAAAAAAGGGUCCUGCUCCAAGCCAGGGAAAGACAACGCUGUUGAGCCCACCAAAUUAUCAUCAUUAGCAGAUCAGCAGCAAAAGCCCUACCUGCAGUUAGAGGCAUUGCAUGAGGAUUCAAAAGAGAAGGGUGAAGAACAUGAUGAUCAUGGUGAUCAGAAGAAAAUAAAAGUUGUGGAGAGUGUGAUGGAUGAGAUUUUUUCUACUAUUUAUAGGCUGAAGAUCUCCUACACCCAGUUGCAGGCAGCCCAUGUUCCUUACAAUGAGGAAAAACUGCAGAUUGCAGACAAGGGUGUUAUUAAGGAGCUAAAGAGGCUUUCUGAGCUGAAGCAUUAUUACAAUGAAAAUGUUGCCAGAUUGUGUAUUGGAUUUAAGGAUGAAGGAUCAUCAAAAUCUGCUGUGGAGGACAAAGAGAUGGAGAUCAAGACCCUGAAAAGUGCCUUGGAAAAAGUUACCUUGAAAAAACAGGAGCUGCAAAAGAGGGUGAAGAGGAUUCAGAAAGAAAGUUUCAAUGAUGGGCCAAUAGUAAAAUUGCUGGAGUUCAAUAUGCACAAUGCCAGAGAAUCUGCAAAGAGUUUUACAGAGUGUUUGAUGUCUUUUAUGAAGCAUGCAAAGUGGGAUCUGGAAGCAGCGGCCAAUUCUAUAGAACCAGGAGUAAAGUACUCCAAUCCUGCCCACAGGAAGCUUGCAUUUGAGUCUUAUAUCUGCAUGAAAAUGUUCCAGGGAUUCGAGAACGAGACCUUUUAUCUCACAGGCUCUCUGUCUUGCAUUGUGAAUGUUGAGAAACACAGGAAGGAGUGCUUUCAAGAGUUUCAGAGCAUGCAGAAUGUGGAGCCUUUAGAAAUGGUGUCUGUAAUGCCAGAUUGCUUGUUUGGGAAGUUUUGUCUGAAAAAGUUUUUGGAGAUAGUACAUCACAAAAUGGAAUCAUCCUUCUUUGGGAACUUUGAGCACAGGAACCAGAUUCUCAAUGGUGUGCACCCAAGAAGCCCUUUUUACUCUGUUUUCUUAAAGUUUGCCAAAUCUGUCUGGUUGCUUCAUAAACUUUCAUUUUCAUUAGAUCCACCUGCCUCUGUAUUUUUCAUAAGGGGAGGGGAAGAAUUCAAUGGACUAUAUAUGGAAAAUCUAGCAGAAUUCAAUGUAUUGAAUAUGGAAAAUCCAGAUUCUGAGCCCAACACUGAAAAGGAUAACAGCAACCAGAUUAUGAAGCUGAAGGAAACUAGUAAAAAUGUGGGAUUUACAGUCAUGCCAGGGUUCAGACAUAGCAACAAGAUUCUUCUUAGAGGCCUAGUCUAUGCACCAACUAUAACUGCUGAUUCCCUGGUAACAUGAGCAUAUUUUACUGGUUUUUUUCUCUGGGACACCAUGUUUUUCUGGUGGGUUUUGCAGUAGUUUCUCCAGUGUAAAUGCUUUGACAUUGAAUUAGUUGUGGGAUGUACAAUUUAUUAAUGAAUAACAGAAGAAAUGUAUGGGCCAGCCUUAUGUCCAUUAUAGAAGCCUGAAUUUCUGUCAGGCUUUAAGACACUUUGCAGGUAUAUCCGUCUGUAAGCAAUUUUGGUUGGGAAUCGGAAUUAUUUACUGGGAAGCCGAUCGAGAAUUUUUUGGCUCGAUUCUUACGCAUUCUAAAUAAAGUUCAAGAUUUGUUAAGUUA
Molecule: messenger RNA, 1925 nt
Organism: Cryptomeria japonica (Japanese cedar)
Lineage: Eukaryota; Viridiplantae; Streptophyta; Pinopsida; Cupressales; Cupressaceae
Product: protein GRAVITROPIC IN THE LIGHT 1
Exons: 1
Coding region: 230-1606 (458 amino acids)
Biological process (GO): response to red or far red light; negative gravitropism
Source: RefSeq, a predicted model, not a curated record